Insectozyma verbasci is the source of this 2499-nucleotide messenger RNA. The record is from the annotation of a GenBank genome assembly. NCBI's taxonomy places the organism in Eukaryota, Fungi, Ascomycota, Pichiomycetes, Serinales, Debaryomycetaceae.
AUGAAUGGAAAGUCAAAUGCUACUUUUCAAAUUGAUAAUAUAGAGUUAGAAAAUGAGGUAAAUCAAUUAAAACAACAAUUUCAGAAUCUGCCAUCAACCAAUGACGUAUAUAAACUAAUAAAAUCCAUAGAUUCAAAAAUUUCAAAAAUUGAUUCAGAACUUGAGACAAUCACAGAUAUAAAUCAAAACUCAUUAUUAUCAGAUAUAACUAACAUUGAACUCUUCCGAAGCAAUAAAUUAUUACAACCAAUCACUAACUCAAAUGAAUUAAUCAGAAUAUUUCAUCAUGCUAAUGACUUAGGUCAUAAUCUUACGUUCAAAAUCAAAUCAUUAGAUUAUGAAAUCAAUAACGUUAAUGAAACACUCAAAUUUGUGGAAAACAUCCAAUUACUUAAAAAUAAUAUAAGUCAGGCUCAUUAUGCUAUUGAAAGUAAAAACUGGAAUCUAGCUGCAAAUUGUAUAAAGAAGAUAAAAUCAUUACCGAAAGAGUUAGUAGUUGGUAAAUUUGCAUCAAUAGUUAUUCCAUCAACAGACAUACCAGAACUACCACAGGUGACUCUAGAGUCAUGGAUUAGUAAAUUGACAGAUGUAUUCAAAUCAGAAUUUUUUAAAGCUGCAGAAGAACGAAAUGUUGAAAAUUUGACAAAUUUCUUUCAGCUAUUCCCAUUGAUAUCUAAAGAAGAAAUUGGACUUAAUUGUUAUUCUAAAUUUAUAUGUAAGAUCAUAAAUGAGACAAGUAAGAAUUUAAUCAAUUCAUUAAAUAAUAAAGAAGUUCAGAUUGGAAUUUUUUCAACUAUUACAAUGCAAUUAUUUGAAAAUAUAUCAAUGAUGAUAUCUCAACAUGGUCCAUUAAUUAAAAAAUAUUAUAGUGAAACAUAUCCUACUGCAUUAAAUUACGUGAUUAAUAAAAUCCAAAAAGAAAUUGAUUUACAAAUAGGUGUUAUUUCAGAUACGUUUUAUGACGUAAGGAGAAUUGAUAAAUGUUUUCAAGAUAUAAAUCUAUAUAACUUUCCAAUAUUAAGUAAACGAUUGAAUGAGGAGAUUGAAGUCGAAGAAUAUGAGGAUGAUUUUUUACAAAUCCGAGAAAUUGGUGAUAUCUUAUCUGAACUAUCUGCUAUUUUGCAAAAUUGGUCAUUAUAUUGUAAAUUCAUAACUAUGAGAUAUUUCCAGGAUGAUAAGACAAAAUUACUAUUACCUGAAUUAAUUGCAAAAUCAAAUUUUACAAAGAAAAUAAAUGAAAAAUUGUUACCUUCAUUUGAAACAUUAUAUAAAUUUUACUUCCGUCGAUCUUUAGAAAAAUCAAUCUCAAUUGAAGAACUACCAAACUUGGAAUUGAAUUUAAAAGUAGUUUCAAAAUCGCAAUCGCCAGAUCAAAUUCCAGUAUCUUCUGUCAUUGAUGAUGUUACACUCAUAUUGAAUAAUACACUCAAAAGUACAAUUCAAUCAGGUAUACCAUUAACUGUCAAGACUUUCCUCGGUGAAAGUUUCAAAAUUAUUCAACAGGAUUUAAUCAAUGGUUUUUUUAUCAAAAAUUUAAAUGAUAAUCAGCCAAGAUAUAAUCAACAACUAUCAUUGGUAAGUGAACAAUCUCAGGUUAACCCAACUACCACAUUAUCACCUGGCAAUUCAAGAAGUGGUACACCAGAUCCCAAUGGAUUUUUCAAAGGUGCUUCAAGUGCUUUAGGUAGUGUAGUUUCUGGAUCAAAUAUAGUUACAGGUUUACAAACAUCUCCAAACAAUCCAAAAUUAAUGAAUUUUAUUAUAUAUUUAAAUACUAUUGCCAUGGGACAAGAAUAUUUCGAAAAGAUUAUAACUAAUUUGAAAAAGGACAAUUAUUUAAGGAAUAGUUUUCCAUUUGGUAAAGAUAAGGAUAUAAUUGAGAACAUAUUAUCUUCUGAUUUUUAUGAUCCAUUUAUUUCAAUAACUAACAAAAUCAUAAUUGAAAGUUUGAUAAAUCUAUACAAUCAAUCAAUUAAACAGAAAUUAAUUUCAGUUGUUAAUGACUUCCUCAGUGAAUCAAAUGAAUCAAACUAUAUAAUAUAUCAGAAUAAUUCAAUCAAUGACCCAACUUUACUCAUUAAAUUCACACUGAAUUGGCAAAGUUUAAUUAAACCAUAUUUUCAAACAUUACAUAAAUCAUUAUAUACUAAGUUGUUAAGAUUGAUAAUUGUGAAUCUUUCAAAUUUACUUGAUAAGAAGUUGCUUGUUGUCCUUAAGAAAUUUAAAAUUAAUGAAUUUGGGUCAAUUAAAUUAGAGAAGGAUUUAAGUUAUGUUAUCAAUGAAGUGUGUUCUGACAAUUAUCAUUUACGUGAAAAAUUCAUUAGAAUUACUCAAAUUGUAUUGUUGGUAGGUAUGGAUGAUGAAGAAUAUGAAGAAAGUAAACAAAUGAAGACAAAAUCAGGGGAAGAAGAAGAUGAUGAUGAGGAUGAAAGUUACGGUAUUAACUGGAUAUUAACACCACAAGAAAGAAAUCAAAUACGGAGAUAUAGAAUACAAUAA